Truncatella angustata is the source of this 1193-nucleotide messenger RNA. Its product is annotated as HAD superfamily phosphatase. Gene Ontology annotation, biological process: cardiolipin biosynthetic process. The record is from RefSeq and is a predicted model, not a curated record. Bases 103 to 753 code for a protein of 216 amino acids. Lineage: Eukaryota; Fungi; Ascomycota; Sordariomycetes; Amphisphaeriales; Sporocadaceae. Gene Ontology annotation, molecular function: phosphatidylglycerophosphatase activity. Gene Ontology annotation, cellular component: mitochondrion. The transcript has 4 exons.
ACCGGACGGAUCAAUUUCUGGUUUGUCUGACCACCAAAGACCAUCCACUCACACAUUCACCUGGCCAGUCUGUAAGGCGGCCCUGCUCCGACCAUAGAGAUCAUGAAUCUCAACCUGUCCGGGUUCUUCAACGUUUUUAAACUAUUGGCGAAACCCUCGCUGUGUCUGCCACACGCGACCGUCUCUCAAUUCAGUGAGCUCCCUUUCCCGCUGGAAAAGGUCUUCGAGACCCCGGGGCAGGGCAACAAGGUGCAAAUCAAGGCAGUCGUGUUGGACAAGGAUGACUGUUUCGCAUACCCAGAGACAAACCUAGUACACCCCCCGUACGCCGAACGCUUCCGACAGCUGCGGAAGGAAUUCCCUGGACAGAGACUGCUCAUUGUUUCCAACACCGCCGGUGCUACAUCCUAUGACCGGGACGGCAAGUUAGCCACGGAGUUGGAAUCCGUCACGGGCGUCACGGUCCUGUCGCAUACUGUCAAGAAGCCAGGCUGCAAGGACGAGAUCAUGGCACACUUCCAGAAGCACCCCGAGGUCGGACUUACACACCCGAGCCAAGUCGUCGUGAUUGGUGACCGGUUGAUGACGGAUAUGAUGCUCGCCAACACCAUGGGAAGCCGGGGCAUCUGGAUCAAGGAUGGCGUCGCUCCCCUAACGGAAAAGAGCAUUUUCACGCGCUUUGAGUAUAGAAUGGCCUCGUUUCUGCUUGCUCGAGGAUUGAAGGCCCCCGAACCCAUCAGUCCUUUUGAGUGAUCACAUCCUCCUUGUCCAGUGCCAUCCUCUCCCUGCCUCUCCUCAUGACGGAGUCUCGUGUCUUGUAUUUGUCGAGUAUCUAUUGCAAUCUUCACCCUGUAGCUAUGCUACUUCUUCAGAGCUCGUCGUGAAUAUUUGCAGGCAUUUGAUCUCGUCAGCUGGGGAAAACACAGCUCAUAUCAUCUAUAUUCUUCUGAGCUUUGGUUUGCAGUACCCCCAUGUGGCAAUAGGAACGCCCCCAGUUGAACCACACCGCAAAUGUCGCCGGCGAAGGUCAAGAAACCCUAAGUGGCAUUGCUUUACCGGAUGCAGAGCGGUCCAGAACAACCGCGAGGUCCCGCCUUUGGGUUUGUCACGGACUGUGAUUAUUAUUGUAAUUAUUAUUUUGGACUUUUUUUUUUUUGUAGGUUUGUCCUGUUGCACAACUUCGGAUGCAAGUG